Cornus florida is the source of this 2048-nucleotide messenger RNA. RefSeq names its product elongator complex protein 3. Gene Ontology annotation, molecular function: acyltransferase activity, transferring groups other than amino-acyl groups; iron-sulfur cluster binding. Gene Ontology annotation, cellular component: nucleus; elongator holoenzyme complex; cytoplasm. Bases 74 to 1765 code for a protein of 563 amino acids. Gene Ontology annotation, biological process: tRNA wobble base 5-methoxycarbonylmethyl-2-thiouridinylation. NCBI's taxonomy places the organism in Eukaryota, Viridiplantae, Streptophyta, Magnoliopsida, Cornales, Cornaceae. The transcript is spliced from 9 exons. The record is from RefSeq and is a predicted model, not a curated record.
CUACAUAAGAACUAAUAUAUCAAAAUAUAUCUCUCUCUCUAUUUUCUCUGUUUCUCUCUCCUCUCUCUCUCUCAUGGCGACGGCGGUGGUGGCCGAGCCUCGGAAGCUCCCUCGGCCGGGUCGCGGCGGCGUCAUUUCGCAGGGACUCAGCGAAGAAGAAGCCCGUGUCAAAGCCAUAGCAGAGAUCGUCAACAACAUGGUGGACCUUUCACGCAGAGGCGAGAACGUCGACCUCAACGCCCUCAAAUCCGCCGCGUGCCGCAAGUACGGCCUGGCUCGCGCUCCCAAGCUUGUUGAGAUGAUUGCGGCUCUGCCGGAGUCAGAACGUGAUGCCCUGCUCCCCAAACUCCGAGCCAAGCCGGUCCGAACCGCCUCCGGCAUCGCCGUCGUGGCCGUCAUGUCGAAGCCCCACCGGUGUCCACACAUCGCCACCACCGGUAACAUAUGCGUGUACUGUCCUGGUGGUCCUGAUUCGGAUUUCGAGUACAGUACGCAGUCCUACACUGGAUACGAGCCCACCAGUAUGCGCGCAAUUCGUGCCAGAUAUAACCCGUAUGUCCAGGCCAGAAGCAGGAUAGAUCAGCUGAAGCGAUUGGGUCAUAGUGUAGAUAAGGUUGAAUUCAUCCUGAUGGGCGGUACUUUCAUGUCACUGCCAUCAGAAUAUCGUGAUUACUUUAUAAGGAACCUUCAUGAUGCUUUGUCAGGGCACACUUCUGCCAAUGUUGAAGAGGCAGUUUCCUACUCUGAGCACGGUGCAACAAAGUGCAUUGGGAUGACUAUUGAAACGAGGCCAGAUUAUUGUCUUGGACCUCAUUUGAGGCAGAUGCUUACUUAUGGUUGUACACGACUGGAGAUUGGAGUUCAAAGCACAUAUGAGGAUGUUGCCCGUGACACUAAUAGAGGACAUACAGUAGCUGCUGUGGCUGACUGCUUUUGCUUGGCAAAGGAUGCUGGUUUUAAGGUUGUUGCUCAUAUGAUGCCUGAUCUUCCAAAUGUUGGGGUUGAAAGGGACUUGGAAAGUUUUAAGGAGUUCUUUGAAAGUCCUUCAUUCAGAGCUGAUGGGCUUAAGAUCUAUCCCACUCUUGUAAUUCGUGGAACGGGGCUUUAUGAGCUCUGGAAAACUGGCAGAUACAGAAAUUACCCACCUGAGCAGCUUGUGGACAUUGUAGCCAGGAUUCUAGCCAUGGUACCCCCUUGGACACGUGUUUAUAGAGUUCAGCGAGAUAUUCCCAUGCCUCUAGUUACUUCUGGGGUUGAAAAAGGGAACCUUCGCGAGCUUGCUUUAGCUCGGAUGGAUGACUUGGGCUUGAAGUGUCGUGAUGUUCGAACACGUGAAGCUGGAAUCCAGGACAUUCACCACAAAAUAAAGCCAGAAGAAGUUGAGUUAGUCCGGCGUGAUUAUACAGCAAAUGAGGGUUGGGAAACUUUUCUUUCAUAUGAAGAUACACGCCAGGAUAUUCUUGUUGGGUUACUGCGCUUGCGAAAAUGUGGCCGGAACACGACUUGCCCAGAACUUAUUGGGAAAUGUUCUAUUGUUCGUGAACUCCAUGUUUAUGGGACUGCAGUUCCAGUUCAUGGGCGGGAUGCUGAUAAGCUGCAACACCAGGGUUAUGGAACUCUGCUGAUGGAGGAGGCAGAGCGGAUUGCUCGUAGGGAGCAUAGGUCAACAAAGAUGGCUGUUAUUUCAGGAGUCGGAACGCGUCACUACUAUAGGAAAUUGGGAUAUGAGCUCGAAGGUCCUUACAUGGUGAAGUACCUUGUGUAAGAAAAAGCUUGAUGUUCAACACAGUUUUGUAAUCCAUGUUUUGGAGUUGAGAGUUUUCUGACAUGUAACAUAACAAUAAUUAUAUAUUAGUAGUAUAUAGUGGUUUUGUUUGUGCCAUUUUCUUUCUUAUUUCUUACCUAAUGACUACCUAGGAUUCAAAUUGCGUUUGACUUUGCGAACUUUGUAAAAGAUUAAGAAAACUGUUGCCAUUGCUAUUGUACAUUUAUUUAAAUUUUGAAGAAGGUCAAUAAUCUAGAAAAGUAAAAGUUUUGGUUUAUUAGUA